UUGCGCCUCCUGGCCGCUGGAUGUCGCUGCUGCGCUGUUUGUGACUCUGCACCUUUCUCCCUUUCUCCGCCGCUGUCAGCUAAUCUGUCGCUGCUCGUCUUCUUUGUACCUCUUCAUAAUAUCAAAGUCCGGUUAAUGCAGUCGCUGAUCAUGAAGAGCUCCAAAGAGGCCGUGCAGUCAGCAGCCAAAGAGUUUCUGCAGUUUGUCAACAGAGGAGUGUCUCCAUAUCACGUGGUUGAAGAAUGUCGCCGGCAUCUGCUGGAGGCUGGGUUCAUCGAGCUCAAGGAGACGGAGCAGUGGGACAUCAAGCCAGCCAGCAAGUACUUUGUGACCAGGAACUUCUCCAGCCUCAUUGCCUUUGCGGUGGGUGGACGCUACCUGCCGGGAAACGGCUUCUCGAUGAUUGGCGCCCACACGGACAGCCCCUGCCUCAGGGUGAAGCCGAGGUCUAAGAGGACCAAGCAGGGCUGCCUGCAGGUUGGCGUGGAGUGCUACGGCGGCGGAAUCUGGAACACUUGGUUCGACCGCGAUCUCACCAUUGCAGGCCGCGUAAUGGUCAAGAGUGGCGGGAAGCUGGUGAAUCGACUCGUUCACGUCUCCAGGCCUCUGCUCAGGAUCCCUCACCUGGCCAUCCACCUGCAGCGGGACAUCAACGAUUCCUUCGGGCCCAACAAGGAGAACCACCUUGUGCCCAUCAUCGCCACUGCCGUCCAGGAGGAACUGGAGACAGGCUCAGCGUCCUCUGGAGAUGCCUCCUCUGCUGCCAGCACGGCGGAGAAACACCACCCAGCGCUGGUGAAGGUGCUGUGCUCGGAGCUGGGAGUCGAGCCAGAAGCUCUGCUGGACUUUGAGCUGUGUCUGGCUGACACGCAGCCUGCGGCUUUAGGAGGCGUGUACGAGGAGUUCAUAUACUCUCCUCGUUUGGACAACCUGCACAGCUGCUACUGCGCCCUGCGGGGGCUGAUGGAGUCCUGCACAGCAGACUCUCUGGCUAAAGAUCCCAACGUCCGUAUGAUCACUCUGUACGACAACGAGGAGGUGGGAUCAGAGAGCGCUCAGGGCGCUCAGUCCAACCUGACAGAGCUCAUUCUCAGCCGCCUUGCCUCCUCCCCAUCCAACCUCACCGCCUUCCAGCAGGCGGCGCCGCUCUCCUUCAUGAUCAGCGCUGACAUGGCGCACGCCGUGCACCCCAACUACCAGGAGAAACAUGAGGAGAACCACCGGCCGGCUUUUCACAAGGGCCCGGUAAUCAAGUUCAACAGCAACCAGCGUUACGCAACUACGGCUGUCACCGCCUCCGUUAUCAGAGAGGUCGCCAGCCAGGUCAACGUGCCGCUGCAGGACGUGAUGGUCCGUAACGACAGCCCCUGUGGAACCACCAUCGGUCCCAUCCUGGCGGCCCGUCUCGGCAUCCCCGUGGUGGACAUCGGCUCCCCGCAGCUCUCCAUGCACUCCAUCAGGGAGAUGUGUUGUACAUCCAGUGUCUUACAGAGCACCACCCUUUUCAAGGGUUUCUUCGAGUUGUUUCCCACCGUGAGGAGCACGCUGGUCGUUGACUAGAGCUGGGACAGCCACAGCUGAUCGGGGAUAAAGGAUUAUACAGACAUUCUCAGAGAACCACUGCAUUGUUUUAAAGUCUUCACACUUGCAGUGCUUUGUUUGUGAUUUAAAUGGCAAAAAAACCAUACCUUUUAAAAUCACCUGACCCCCUCAGAAUCAACACAUUUUUAAAGUAUAGUAACUUUAGUAUAUUUAAUGAAACCAGGCAAUAUUCAACCAGUAUUUUAGUGUUUUGGAUCCUUCAUGGCUUCAAGUACACAUGAUGUUAUCAGGACUGAAAAGCACAUUUAAAUUGUUUUUUAAAAACUGCAGCCAAGUCAGUUUGUGGCACUUUGAGUGGGUGUAAAUCUGAAGAGUAAAUCUUGUUUCUAUUGAUCUGUUUUCUGAUGAUUUGCUGGAGAAAACUUUCAAAUGUGCGCUUUGGGUAAACUUUCAAGGGACAUUAUCACCAUGCGUGACAGGUGGCCUGUUAAAAAGAAGUUCUAGGAUAUGAAAAGUCUCCUUUUUCCUUACAUUUGGAUACCAGGCUUAUCUUCUAGUCGUGAUUCCUGCUGCAGUUGAAAUAACUUUUAACACUCUGAGGAGGAAUGCUGGAAAAAUAAUGCAGAUGAUGCACUUCGAGGGGCCUGUAACAUUAAAUAUACUGAAGUUACUGUACUUUAUAUAAAAUGAGCUGAUUCUGCGGCGAUCGAGUGGGAGUGAGAGUGGGUUGAAUCCUUUUAUAAAAAUGUCAUUUGUGUAUGGAUGAUUCUAGGUUUUAAAUCUGAUCUUGCUGUAAUUACUGUGUUCGAUUAUGUCGGACGAAAAAGCUGCACUACUUCAAGACCUCAUGUCUUUCUUAUGAAAUGAAAUUGUGUAGAAGAAAGUUAAAAAAAAAUGUUUAAAAUCC
This is a messenger RNA of Oreochromis niloticus (Nile tilapia), 2449 nucleotides long. RefSeq names its product aspartyl aminopeptidase (gene dnpep). The transcript has 15 exons. Gene Ontology annotation, biological process: proteolysis. The coding region runs from base 136 to 1560 and encodes 474 amino acids. Gene Ontology annotation, molecular function: aminopeptidase activity; zinc ion binding. NCBI's taxonomy places the organism in Eukaryota, Metazoa, Chordata, Actinopteri, Cichliformes, Cichlidae. The record is from RefSeq and is a predicted model, not a curated record.